UUUACGCGGUGACGUGUACCGGAACUACAGUUUGACCAGUGACGGUACGUGUCGGAUAAAUCGGGUAGAGAGUUGUUUUAUUAAAUUUACCCGGAUUUUUGUUUUCUUUUGUGAAUCGGAUGUUAUUAUAUUUUUUGUAAGCAGCGAUUUAUGUCCGUAUCAUCUUAAUACAUGCGGCAGAACACGCGGCUGUGCCUGGUCCACAAGGCCAGCUGUCACACCUGAGUCUGAGCUGUCAUCAUUACACUGAGGGACAGGUCCUGGAGGUUGUAACUGUUUUCCCCCGAGACCAUGGCAAGUCCAAAUGAUCUGCAAUUUCAAGAGUUCGAGGAGGCGGCUCAGCUCUUGUCCUCCGACCCCGGGGCCUCGACUCUGAGCGUGUCCGCCUCAAACCACGGCGUGACAGCAGGGGGCGGCAGCGAGGAGGUGAGGCUGGACCUGUCCGACGAGGAGGAGGCGCAGCAGGAGAGCUCCGAGCUCUUAGGAGGACAGAAGUCGACUGGAGGAUUCUGGACGUUCGAGUAUUAUCAGUCUUUCUUUAACGUGGACACCACACAGGUCCUGGACAGACUCAAAGGCUCAGUGAUGCCUCUGCCAGGACGAAACUUCAUCAAACAUCACCUGAGGAGCAACCCAGACCUAUACGGUCCGUUCUGGAUCUGUGUGACUCUGGUGUUCACUGUGGCCAUCAGCGGAAACCUGUCCACGUUCCUCAUCGAGAAAGGGAAUCCUGCUUAUCACUACACGCCACAGUUCCACAGAGUGACGGUGGCGUCUGUCGUGAUCUUCCUGUACGCGUGGCUGGUGCCCAUCGGCCUGUGGGGCUUCCUCAGCUGGAGACAGGGCGUGGAGAGGCAGGUGGGAGGCUACUCUUUCCUGGAGACCGUGUGUGUCUACGGCUACUCCCUCUUCAUCUACAUCCCCACGUCUAUUCUGUGGAUCAUCCCGUUCGAGUGGCUGCGCUGGACGCUGAUGGCGGUCGCGAUGGUGAUCUCGGGCUCGGUGCUGGUGCUGACGUUCUGGCCGGCGGUGCGAGACGACUCCAAACCCAUGGCCGUGUCCACAGUGGUCACCAUCGUGGCUCUGCACGCCCUGCUGGCCGUCGGCUGUAAGAUGUAUUUCUUCCAGACGGCUUCGCACAUCGUUCCUCUACACCCGACCACCGCCCCGAUCCAGACCCACACCCUGAACCAGACCAGGACCCACUGAGCCUCCUGGACCGAGCCUGGGACGAGCCUGGACCGAGCCUGGGCCGAGCCUGGUCUGAGCCUGGUCUCUGGACUCUACACAGACUCUUUGCUGUAGACUGAAGGGAAAACUGUGAAUGACUGCAAUAACUCUGAUGGUGAAGAAUGUGCUUUGUCCUGUUGGUUUAAUUUAAUGUUGAGAAACAAGUAAACUCAAGUAAAUCGUCAAACUUCAGAAGAAUUUGUGUUUUUAUCUGCUGUACACUCUUCAUCUUCCCUCAGUGAAAUGAAUUGACUUGUUGUAUUUUGGUGAACUGGUGACCUGGAAACCCUUCAGUUCUCCAGCAGCGAUUCAUGGACUAAACCAGAACUCAACCAGGAUUCAGGGAUUCAGGUCACUGCAACUAAUUUCUUGAGGAGUUAAUUUUUAGAUUUGAAAAUGCUUCUUGAUCACUUAAAUGGUCCAUAUUACACACGUUUAACACACAAACCUGAAUAUUUCAUGUUCCUCUCCCAAACGGAAAACCCUCUGUUUCAUUUUGUGAUGUCAUGGAAGUGCUCCACCGUGUUUUUAAACUCCACACGCCUUCAUCAGAAUCACUAGAAAAAUUUCAGCCCUUGAAUAUUUACUGAACAAAAAGGUAAAAGGAGCUGUUGACUUAAACUACAGCUUCAUGACAUCACAAGGUGGAACAGAGCGUUUUGAGCUUUGGAGAUGUAGACAAACUAAUAAAAAUGCUUAUUGUGUCAUUUGUGGGUGAAAUUAAGAUUUAGGACCUUUUAAAUUCACAAAUUUUUUUAUUUAUUUUUUUUUGGAAACUUCUCACUUUUUAGUUUGUAACUAUGGUUCUAUGAAUCAGACAACUGCCAGACUCUUAGGCAGUCAAGAAGUUUUGGUGAGGACAACUACUACUACUACUACGACUACUACUACUACUACUACGGCUUUGGAGCUUUGGAUAUGUAGACAGACUAAUAAAAACGUUUACUCAUUGCAUCAUUUGUGAACGGAACAAAGGUUUAGGACCUUUUCACCAAUUUUUUGAAGAAACUGAAUAUUUAAAGAGGACGUCUUAUGUAAAAUAUUGACCACAUUAUAAUUAUUUAAUGUGUUUUAUAUUACUCACGCUGACAUUUCAGGUAAUUCUGUAUUAUUGUCCUAUAUUUGAUAUCGGAAAAUGUCAGUUUUCACCUACCCCCUAUCUCCGCCCCCUGCUCUGUACUACUUACAAAAUUCAGACUCCGGGCCGUACAUUUAGGAUUCAGGAUUUUCAGCAGUAAAAAGAAGGAAACAGAAACCAGCGGCUUCUCAGCGCUUUGAACAGUCUCAGCUUUUGAACAGUCAGUGGUUUAAUUUCUAUUGUUGAGCCUUUUUAGAUCAGUAUUGAAAAUAAUCAUCUCUGUAUGUUAUAGUUUAGUCAUACUUACCUGGAAAAGAUGUUAUUUACUUUCUUUAAAUUUUCAAAAAAAAUCUUCAAAUCUUUGUGGCACUUUCCACACACACAGAUCCUUUUUAAAAUCUUGUUUUAUUUAUUUUUUCUUCUGAAAUCUUAUCAAAGAAUGGCAUGUUGUAUGUUUCCUUUUGGGCCACUUGUUGGUAUGUUGGUUGUCAACAUAAUGUUUACGGUCCAUUGCGGGAUAGAGCAAAGUCUACAGUUCUACACAUUCUUCAGUCAAAUUGUAAACUAUUCCUUGAAAUAAACUAGUGAGCUUCCAUUGAUGGCUCUGGAGUGGCAAAUCCAUUUAUUUGUCCUUGGAAACUUCUAAAGAUGUAGUCUCAGGUUAUGUCUGUAACUAUGGUUCUAUGAAUCUGACCCAAGGGAUCUCCAACUGGUAGCGCUCCAUCUCCUUCCAAGUAGCUCGCCAAGGGAUUUCUGAAUUAUACAUAUUAUGCUUAAUAACUAAAAUCUCAUUAUUUACCGUUGUAAAUGUAUGAUUUUGAUUACUAACUUGUGUGUUAAUAAAUGGAUAAAGGUUUAUGUUUUAUAGGCAUCUAACUGCUGCAUUAAAGGCUCACCUUGGCUCUUCUACUUUCUCAGUUUCUUAACAUGAGAAGCUUUUUGGCAUUUUCGUUUUGUAAAGGAGCUCACCAGAGGAAAAAGGUUGGAGACCCCUGAAAUAACAUUACUGUCGCCAAUCCCCAAGUAUAACUGUUAGUUCAGUAACUAUUUAUAUAGAUUUAUGCUCUUUCUUCUACCCUCAGUGUGUACGUGGUGCACGACAAUAAUCCACAAUCUCUGAGUUUAGUCAAAGAAUCAUCUGCAGUUCAAAUCAAAGACUGGCCAAAAGUUUAUAGGAUGUAGAAGAACACCAUUUUCAAUUCCAGUGUGUCUCUAGGGCCUGGGUCUCCAGCUCUCGAACUCUGUUUAAAGGAGCUCGCUAAGGGAUUUCUGAACUAUACCUGAUGAAUACUGUAACUCCAGUUUGAUGAAUUAAAUGCUGCUUAUUAUUGUAAAUGUAUCAUUCUGAUGCUUACAUUUGUGCACUAAUAAAUGGGUAAUGGUU
Molecule: messenger RNA, 3692 nt
Organism: Boleophthalmus pectinirostris (great blue-spotted mudskipper)
Lineage: Eukaryota; Metazoa; Chordata; Actinopteri; Gobiiformes; Gobiidae
Gene: yipf2
Product: Yip1 domain family, member 2
Exons: 9
Coding region: 292-1209 (305 amino acids)
Biological process (GO): vesicle-mediated transport
Cellular component (GO): Golgi apparatus; membrane
Molecular function (GO): small GTPase binding
Source: RefSeq, a predicted model, not a curated record